Molecule: messenger RNA, 5240 nt
Organism: Chara braunii
Lineage: Eukaryota; Viridiplantae; Streptophyta; Charophyceae; Charales; Characeae
Source: the annotation of a GenBank genome assembly
UCUGUAGGAGGAGGUCGUCGGCCACCUCGUGAAUGGUCAUCGUGUGUCCCCACCUCGACGACGACGGCGGGCAAGUGACGGCUGUUAUGCGAUCAUCGAAGUCUCCAACGCCGGUUCGGGAGGCGUCAGGGAACAACAGGAAUCCUCCGAGGCAGCAAUUCCGGUCGCCAUCUGUGUCGAGGGGUGCCUCCGCUCGCCCCCAGUGGAUGCAGUCUCCGUCUCCCCUGUCCGCCGGUUUGAGUGCGGCCUGCCGUCGUGGCGAAUGCGGGGAGACAAAUUCUGGCUUCGACGAUAUUGGUGACGAACUGGACGGGAGGGAGGUGUGGGCAGAACACCGGCGGGAGCUCCGGUCGGGGUGCGAGGAAUCCAUAACUCGGGGGGUGCAGCGACUGUGUGGGGGGGAACACGAAAAGGAAAAGGAGGCACCAGUUCUGGACGCGGACGAUCACGACGACGACGACAACGGCGGAGAAGGUGGGGAGGAGGACGAAGGCUACGUUUUGCGGUUCAGGCAAAACAACAUGGGAGGCAGGGGCGGGAAGACGAAGGCCUCUGCCCGCAAUGAUCGUCGGGGGAAAAAAGCGGUGGGGAAGGGGAGCGAUGUCGACGGGGACGGUGACGCGGAAGGAGGUCGACACUUUUGGUCCGUUGACCACAUUUUAGCCCUCAUAAGGGCUAAACGUGACCAGGAUGCGCAUAUGCACGGGAUGGGUCACGCCUACGCUCGAAUCAAGCCGCGAGAUUGGAAGUGGUUAGAUGUGGCGCAAAGGUUGAAGAAGGUGGGCAUCGACAGAGACGCAGAUAAGUGUAGGAAGAAAUGGGACAAUUUGAUGCAGCAAUUCAAGAAGGUGCAUCACUUCAAUCGCUUAUUUGGGAAACAUGACUUCUUCCAAUUGUCGGCGAAGAAGUGGAUGUCCAAGGGCUUCAAUUUCAACAUGGAUCGUGCGGUUUACGACAAGAUAUUGGGGUCGACCGCCAAGAACCACACCAUACACCCGAAGAACGUCGCCGACACGGGUGCUUUGCGUGGCGCCGACGACGUCAUCGACGUGGAAGCCGCAGCGGCAUCAAGGGAGGACGUGCCAGGUGGCGUCGUACAGCCGCGUCGAGCGACCGUUCCGCAUGUCAAUGACGGCCCAGACGCGCACGAGUCUGCGCUCCGCGCACGAACACCAGCAACCCCACGCCCGUGGACGGGUGUAGAUGUUGGAGGGACUUCGCAAGUCGUCGCUCAAGGGAACAGGAACCGUUCUCCUGCACAGGAGGCGCAUGUGGCCGUUGUGGGGGGGGCUUCACACGCCGGGGAUGCCGUGAGGGCAGGGGAUGUCGGCGGAGAGGGGGAGGACGAUGAAGCGCUGGUGAACAGGGUGCGGCGGCUGAAUACGUGGGAUGGAAUGGAGGCCGCGGCGAAGCUAUGGGUCGAUGACUUGCGCUUUUGGAACGAAACGAAAGGGAACGCCAUAGUAAAGUUAAUACAGGAAGCGCGCCUGCAUCUUGUGGCUGUGGCACAGGGAGUGCAGCCUCCGCCUGUUCGUCAAAGCAUCGUCUUGCCUCACAGCAGCAUCCCUCAACACAAAAUCAAGGACGAGACGAAGUUGAUUGCUGCGAAGGAGAGGGCGCUCAAGGUGCAAACCAUCGGUUUGCGGGUGUCCCGCUUCAGGUGCAACAGACGUCGGAGCGGCGGGGUUCUCCUUCUGCACUUCGUCGGGCGUUGUGUCCAACGGUCGAAUAUUUCGAAAUGUGUUUUAUGUGCGGGGUGUGAUGUUGUCGCCGGCCGCCCCGUUUGUUGCCAUUCGCGUGCGCGCGUGAGGGUUGUCCGUUCGGGUGGUCAUCUACACGUGGUGUGUUUCAUGGCAGACAUCUUCCGGCGGCUACCGCUCCUGUUACUAGCAUCUCUUCUGCUGCUUCUUCUCGUCUUUUUGCGCGCCUUCGUCGUGACGYGGCCUCCURGGCGUAGAYAGAGACGASAAGUGGAUAGGAAGACGACGAUGGACAGGCGGGACAGCUCCGUCGGACAGCAGAGACGUGUGAUGGAUUUCUCCAUUCCUGAUCGGCCCCGGUCCGGCCAUCGACCCGCCGCAUACGACCCGUCCUUGUACAGUCAUCUUCCACCGCACGAACAGCCGCUACCGYCGGAUCCGGAGGACGYMUGGGUUGAGGAUYUGUCGCACACACUUCCUCUGGGGAGUGGAUCUACGCAGGAGUGGACGAGCAGGCAGUGCCAGCAGARGGAAGCARGGACCWCGCGCGAGUCGUUCACCGCAUUGCUGGAGGAGGGUGUCGACAACGCCGCCACGGAGCUUGUGGACUUGGAUUUCGGAUUGUGCAGCGGGAGUGGUGCAAGUGGUCCGAUCCACGGCGGAGGGGUGGUGGGAUCGCCAACGUUGGGAGGAGGAUCGUCCCGUGUCGGUGAGCCGACGAAUGGGUGUCGUCCACCGGUCCCGAGUUCCAUGGGCGCCGGGCCACUUGGCGAGUCGUCAAGGGCAGUGACACCCAUCCGCCCGUCGGUGUCUUCGCCUACAAUGCGGCAGAGGGCGACCGCAAGUGCUGCAAUCAAUGAUGGGACUCCACCGGAAGACAUCGGCAGGCAGGCGUGGGAGAACUGCCGCCUACAAAUGCGGCGUGCUGCCAUGGAGAACAUAACCACUGGUGUGUCCAGGCUUCGUGUGGGGAGCGACGUGGAUGCGGACAACAGCCGUCGGGCGAGUGGGGACGAGUCUCCGGAUUCCCGUUACGAAGAGGACGCGGAAGACGGUGAGGGGCUGGAGAUCCGACCCGGAGUGGGAGCUGCUGGACCUGCAGAAGCGGCUGGUGGAGGUCGGCGGGACAACGUCUUCCAGCAGUACAAGAAGGUGCAGCGUUACCAGAAUAUGUCCGGCGGGAAGAACUUCCUCACAUUGACUCCUGCAACGAGAGCGGACGAGGGUUUCAACUUCCGAAUGGAUGAGCGAGUCUUCAAUGAGAUCGACAACAUGUCGAAAAAUAACAAGACCAUCUACCCGGACAACGUGGCAGACACGAGCGCACGCGGAGGAGUGCCGCCAGCAAUGGAUGGUCACCGCCAGGCGGUCGUUGGUGGAGAGUCCUCUGCUGGUGGAGAGGGGGGUGAUGGCAUUGACGAAGAUGUGGGUUCAGCGCUUGAGACGGGGUUCAGUGCAGGGAGCACGGGCACUCCAGCGAAGAGGAAGAACAUGCGGCAGCAGACCUUCGACGCCAUCGCCGAAGUCAUGGACAAACACGGUUCAUUGAUGGCAGACACAGUAGAGGGUGCGAGCAAACGGCAGUGUAGCAUCCUGGAGCGGCAGUGUGACAUCCUCGACCGGGAGGUUGAAGCCCAGAAGCGCCAGUGUGACAUACUGGAGAGGCAUUACACGGCGUCCGAUGAGGCGAACAAGAUGAUGUGCACGACAUUCGAAUGGCGCCACGUGGCCAGCAGAAGGCGAAACGUCCACACGGCGAGUGCAGGGCAAAUAGGAAGGGGCCACAUCCCAAAGUCGAAGAAGCUCCUUGAGGGAGACGGGUCGGAAGGAGAGAUGGGGGGUGACGGGGGAGAGGAGGAGACGCCUAUGGACAUCACUUCUAAAGGGACACCUGUGCUCGGGUUUGGGCGUGACGGUAUGAGCAGGCAGCGUAUGCUUGCGCUCACCAACCUUGGCGUCCCGACGUCCACGCGCGGCGGCGGUGGCGGGAUGGCUCGUGCGCAAGGAGUUUCAUCCGGUGACAUUCCGCCGCAGAGGGCCGUGGGUUCUGCAUCCACCAUCUCAUCCAUGUUCGAGCGCGGCGAAAAAGCUCCGGUAGGUGAGUCUCCAUCGCGCCACGUGGAGGCGUCGAACCCGACGAUCGUCGUCGCUUCGCCGAGGGAUGUGCUUCAAUCCGCGCAAGCAGCGAGCGCCGCUGGUCAUGCCGCCGCCGUCGGUGUUGGAGAAAGGCGAGAAGAUAGGAGGGUGGAAGAGGCGGGGAGAAAACAGGAGAGGAGGGAGGAGACUCCGCGCGGGGAAGAWGAGGACGACCAGCCUCUGAGCGCGAGGAAGAAAAGGUCCCGCCAAGAGGAGGAGUUGGAGGCGAAAUCGAAGCUGUGGGUAGACGGCAAAGCGUUCUGGGCAACCGGCCCCGGACCGAUGAUCGCGGACGCGGUGCAUUCCUGCGCGGACUACUUCUGCGCGAUCAAUGUCACCCGCCGCUGCAGAAGAGGAGACAACGCCUCCACGAUCUCCAUGAACACCCUGGGGGUCAUCCUCAACUUUUCCUUGUGGUACUCGUCCGAGGCGUCGUCCAUCUUCCGCAGAUCCUCCCACGUGCCACCCGUCCUUCUCCGCAUCCACCACCUUGGAGUCGCCCGCGGUAUCGCCCCGGAUGACAUGGCGGCGCAGAACUGGGUAAUGGAUUCAGACAUGGACACGCAGUCGGGCGCCGCCAUCACGUGGUGGAGGAGCUCACGCUGCCUGCAGAUAGACACUCUCGUCCUCAACCGCGUCGUCGUUUUCUCGAUGCGACAACGCAUGGCCACCGCCGACACCGCUGCAACCACCGCAUUUCUCUCCACCCUGCUCAAGGUCUUGCCACGAACCUCCUGCGACACGUGUUCCAUCACGAUGCCCCAACGGCGCCUUGUUCAACAACCACAACAGACGGAGGACUGGACCCUCGUCACACACUGUCCCAGCGGACGUUGGAGUGGACCCUCGUACACGAAUGGCGGGCGCGUGAAGAUAUGGCGAGCCACCGGAUCGUCGUCAUCUGCAGGAAGACGAAGGCGGGACACACACCACUUCACGCGCUCCAACGUCGUCACCUUUCGCGCUGCGCCGGCUGACGAUCGGAUGAACGAGUCGCCAACAGCGAUGGGCGCCGCAAAUCAUCCGCGCACACGUUUCGCACACUGGUAGCUCCAGGGGUGGUGACGCCACGGCGCGCCUUUACCUCGGCUGACGGUUUGAAAUUCGAAUUUCGAAAAGGAACCUUCGCGCCUCUUUUCGCAGCGCAGCAUCGCGGGCCUCCUUGCGCCGCCAGUGGACCACGCCCGACGACGGACGGACAUCCCUCGAUGACGACGGACAUCCUCUCCCGCGGCCUCGCAUUUGCGUAUGAAAUUGGCCGCGGGAUACCUCCAAGGUUUUUCCUUGGGACCCUUUCGUUUAGGACGCGGUGUAACGCCGCCGCCGAAUUCCUUGAAAUUUCCCAAGGACUUCGUCCUAAUUCCUGAGGAUUUUUCAAGGAGGGUCUAACGAGGCCCUAACUCG